AUGGAGGCAUCUCCUUUGACCCAGCAGGCGCGUCCUGAGAUAUUCCAGCCCAAAGUCGUCCAGCUAUACGAGGCGCUAUUCAAGGUUCGGCAGUUCUGGAUGCUCAAUUCCAAGCAAUGUCAUGCUGACUUUCAAUCCCUCCGACAGGAUGAUGUAGACACCGAAGAAGACAAGCCCGAGGGCUUCUGGCGCGAGUUUUUCCUCCUGAACACCGAUCGAGCUGCAUUACAACGGAUAUUGGAAGGCUUUGGACCCGACGAUAUCAUCAGCCUCCAACCGCAGACGAGACAGUUGUUCACAAGGAGUGUCGCAUGCCUAAAAGGGGGAGGGGAGGGUCCCAGCUUACAUGCUCUCGAGACUCUGACGACCUUCUUCUCUGUUGUGUUGCCCAAAAAGUAUACCAACCCGAGCUCGGAUGUCAUUGCUGUGUUGGCAGGCUUGGAUCAAGUUGAUACUGUGUUUACCGACUUUGUAGGGGCUCUGGAUAAUAUCAUACGGAAUGGCCAGACAUUGGAACUUCGCCAAAGCGCGGUCGAGGUGGUCUUGGCCAUCACCUCAGGGGCCUACCAAACCGGUCUCCUGACUUACUUCAUCCAAAGGGACAUGUUCCCUGCUAUCAUGAAGUUCAUCCAGGACUCUGAUAUGCCAAGCCGAAUCUUACAACCGUUCAUACUCCUGGGCCUGUUGGCGAAUUACAACAAGUUUGAGUUCCAGAACCCGUACCAGCUACGCCUCAACGACUUUGUUAACGAAGCAGCAAUUCAAAAGAUUAUCAGAUGCGUUGGCCAGACAUGUCGGAACUUACGACUGCAGUACAUUGACAUCCAAGAAGACUUACCUGAAGGCUGGUCCAUCACAACCACCCUCAGCAUGAUAGGACUGGGUUCCAUCGCUCCUGGGACUAAGCCAAACCCGAAGAAGCCCGUAUAUGACCCAGAGGUCGCAAAGCAGAUGUUUGCGAAGCUCCCUGGUGAACAUGCUGCCGUAUUGCUGGGCACUUAUGACUUUACUCAUGCCAAUAAGCUCUUCUGCUUCAACCUGGUCACACUUGGUGCUGAAAAGGGCGAGGAACAACCGGUGUCGGCUUUCUUAUCUCUUACCUCUUAUCUUCUCCAACAUGCGUUCCUGUCAGCCCGAGCAACGAAUUACGCUCAUCUCAGCCUCAUGGUAUUCAGACUUCUCAUUGAAGACCAACUGAUCUGCAAGCGUAUCUGCAGCGAAGAAAGCAAGGUUGCUGUCCGCCUCUGUCGGCAACGACAACCUUAUCUUCCUGUAAUUCGUGGGGAGCGUAUUCUCGCCACCAGCGUCCUCGAUACCAUGGUUGAUGGUAUUAACCACAAUCUGCGCCGCCGGCUAGACGUAAGCCUUUAUACUCUGUGUGUUGGCAUCAUGCUCCGCAUCAUCUCAUACCUUUCGCGAUCGCGUACACGUAUGCAAUAUCACUGGUCCGAGCUCUUCCGCUCCCUCCUAGCCCUUAUCCGCUUCCUAACCACCUACGCCUCCGACCUCAAAAGUCUCACCCGCAUUGAGACUCUUCUGGACCUCGUUGUCAACUUGUUGGCACUCUCCCUCUCAGCUGGCGAAGCAUUCCUGCCCACGCCCGCUGCCUACGAUGACCUCUUCUACAAGACAGUCGAAAGCGGGGACGUCUUGAUCAAGUUCCGUGACACGUAUGGGCUGACAAACCGGCCAUCCAAUUCCAUCGGCACGCUUGUCAGUGUGAGCACACACUACAAGUCGAUGCUCGAAUCGGGCGGGUCGAAGCGAAACCUCACAAGUACUGAGGUCACCGAUGUCAUUAAGCAGGGCUACGAAACCUUGAGCAUUCAGGCCAAGGAGGGUCUAGACGGGUGGGAGAGGUACCGCGAGGCAGAUGAGAGGACAUUACUGAAGAAAAUGGCGAGGGCAACAGUGGGUGAUGUCAAGCUUAUGGUCGAGUCGUAG
Molecule: messenger RNA, 1944 nt
Organism: Pseudomassariella vexata
Lineage: Eukaryota; Fungi; Ascomycota; Sordariomycetes; Amphisphaeriales; Pseudomassariaceae
Exons: 5
Coding region: 1-1944 (647 amino acids)
Biological process (GO): regulation of Golgi organization
Cellular component (GO): cytosol
Source: RefSeq, a predicted model, not a curated record